Messenger RNA from Astyanax mexicanus (Mexican tetra), 1918 nucleotides. Its product is annotated as perforin-1-like. The transcript has 2 exons. Lineage: Eukaryota; Metazoa; Chordata; Actinopteri; Characiformes; Acestrorhamphidae. The coding region runs from base 27 to 1580 and encodes 517 amino acids. The record is from RefSeq and is a predicted model, not a curated record.
CAGGACGUGAACGAUCAAGAACAAAAAUGCCUCCAGUACAGUUAUUCCAGAAGUUCUGGCUUAGCUACUGUGCCCUGGUUCUUCUUCUCCUCUCUCAGGGUUCAUCAGGCUGUAGGACGGGGAAUUUACAGGAGUGUCUGAAAGCUCCUUUUGUUCCUGGUCAUAACCUGGUUGGUGAGGGCUUUGACGUGGUCACUCUUCAGCGUAAAGGAGCGUAUGUCAGUGAUGUGCAGACCUUCCUGACUCCUACUAACUCCUGCACCUUGUGCGAGAACCCCUUCAUGGGCGGCGAGCUUCAGAAACUUCCUCUGUCUGUGCUGGACUGGCGCGCCACCAAUAGAUGCAACCUUCAGAUCUCCGGUGCGGUCUUCUCCUCGGUCAGUUCUCUUCUGGAAAGUUCUACCUCGAUGAUUGAGAACGACUGGAAGGUGGGCUUGAACCUGAAGGAUGUUGGACUGCAGCUGGGAGGCAGCAAGUCUGAAGAGGUGACAUUCGCAAAUUCGAGAUUGAAAGUGGACAAGACGUACUUCUCCUCCCACCAGCUGAGCUGCACUCACUACAGUACCCGUCUUCCAAACCUUCCUUCUGUCAAUCCAGACUUCCACCGUCAUCUUCUCUCUCUACCCAAAAACAACACAGUAGAAGCAAAGCAACAGUAUCGCAACUUUAUUGACACCUACGGUACCCACUACAUCCGCAAUGCUAACCUCGGUGGGAAGUUCAAAAGAGUGACUUCCAUUCGUACCUGUUUGGCAACCCUCAACAGGGUCUUAGCCAGUCAGGUGAACUACUGUUUGAACAGGGGUCUAAAAGUAGGGCUUGGGUUAGCUGAUGUCUCCAUUCUAGGAUCUAACUGUAGGAGAAUCUUGUCAAACCAAGACAGUGUGAUGAAUUACACUGAGGGUCUUAUGAACCACUUGACCAAGGUUUCUGGAGGAAAUGGAUGGCUUGGAGAGGUUUCACUGACCAAAAACGACUCCCAAGGCUUCAACUCUUGGCUCGGCAGCCUCAAGAACAAUCCAGACGUCAUAUCCUACUCUGUCUUUCCUCUGCAUCAGCUUGCAGAGGAUCCAGAUGUGAGAAGAAACCUGCAAUCUGCCAUAACUCAGUACAUCAAAGAUAACGGGCAACUGAAGAAGUCGCCUCCAUGGUGCUUUUGGAACAAACCCAACCUUUCGCUAAACUGCUGUCCCUUCAAGAGCCAGAGAGGGUUGCUAUCGGUGACCGUGAUUAGAGCUUGGGGUCUUAAAGGUGAUUUAGUGGGCAAAACUGAGGGCUACGUCAAAGUGCGGUAUGAAAGACACUUCAGACAGACGCACUGGAUCAGAUCCAACGACCCAACAUGGAACCAGACGUAUCACCUGGGAAAUGUAUACAGCGGUAGCCGUCUGAGAUUAGAGGUAUGGGACAAAGAUGUCCGCUAUGAUGACCUUCUGGGAGGAUGCUCUGUGAGCGUGAUAAGUGGAGAGCAUCGGCAUGUCUGUGGUCUGAACAAUGGACGCUUUGAAUUUUCUUACAAGCUUUCUUGUGACCAAUACUUGACUGGGCCUUCCUGUAACGCCUACAUCCCUAAGCCAUAGUGAUCCCUAAGAUCUAUGGCAGUGUUUUUCAAAUCUUGUCCUGGUGUCAUCCUUGAUCAGCACAUUUUAGAGGAUUGCCUGCUUUAACACAACCACUACAACUCUAGAAGUUGAAUCGGGUGUGUUGGGAGACAGGAAACCAUUCAUUUGGAAGGCAAGGGUGGUUCCAGGGCCAGGAUUGAAGAACCCUGAUCUACAACAUCUACAGAAUGUUCAGAAAACACUAUAUUAACAAUAUAAAUCGGGAGUAUUGUACAGCAAAGUCUAACAUUUAAUGUGUAUAUAUUGUAAAAAAAAAACAAUAUCUUCUUAAUAUUAAAUACUACUAAUGAAACUAG